AUGAACGGUCAGCGUGUGUCAGACGGUCGGCGCAGAUGCUGGAAAUCUGCUGCCUGGAUCCUCACCUGCCUGCUGGCUUCGUUCUUACUGAUCGCCGUCACCAGCUUCCUUCCAAACGAAGAUAUCAAACUCCAGCGAAGAUCAGCUUCCUCCAACACCACAAAUGCCUCAGCGACAGCACAGUCUCAAGUGCGGCUGGUGAACGGCAGGAACCUCUGCGAGGGGCGCGUGGAGGUGCUUCAUAACGGGACGUGGGGGACGGUGUGUGACGACGACUGGGACAUGGUGGACUCCAACGUGGUUUGCCGGCAGCUGGACUGUGGUGUGGCUGUGGCCGUGGGGAGCAGCUCCGAGUUCGGCCAGGGCUCCGGGCCCAUCCUGCUGGACAACGUGGACUGUAAGGGAGGAGAGAUGCAACUGAGUCAGUGCGGGAAUCAGGGAUGGGGCGUCCACAACUGCUACCACUAUGAAGACGUGGCCGUCACCUGUAAAGACAAUAGUGUGAUAGAACCUCGAGGCCUGGAGCCCACCAUGCCGCCCCAUCUCAUCUCUGCUUUAAGAGACGGAGCGGUGCGUUUGGCGGGGACCGGGGACCGCUGUCAGGGCCGGGUGGAGAUCUACUAUCAGGGCAGCUGGGGGACGGUGUGUGAUGAUGACUGGAGCAUGGCAGACGCCGCAGUCGUGUGUCAACAAAUCAGCUGCGGACUGGCUGUCGGCGCACCUACAAACGCUUACUUCGGCUACGGCACGGGACAGAUUUUGCUGGAUAACGUGAACUGUAAAGGGCAGGAGGGCAGCCUGGCCAGCUGUUACAGCCUCGGCUGGGGAAUUCAUAACUGCGGUCAUCAUGAGGACGCCGGAGUCAUCUGCUCAGGUGCCAGUUCCACCAUGGUCCCAGUUAUCAACACAGAGACUUUAGGCAGAGAUUUCAUCGUUCCUGAAAGCACAGCAGUGACAGAAAUGCCAGUGCCAGUACAACGUGAAACAGUAACCACGGUGAUCACUACAGCCUCAACAACAAAAGAGAAGCCGAGCAUCCGUUUGGUGAAUGGCCUGAACAGCUGUCAGGGCCGAGUGGAAAUCCUCUACUUCACCGUCUGGGGAACAGUGUGUGAUGAUGACUGGGAUAUGGACAACGCUCAGGUGGUGUGCAGACAGAUGGGAUGCGGGCCGCCUAUCGCAGUCAAGCCUCUGGCUUACUUCGGCUAUGGUUCUGGCCCCAUUCUGCUGGAUAACGUGGACUGCCGCGGCAAUGAGCAAAAGCUGUCCGACUGCUUCAAUCUGGGCUGGGGACAGCAUAACUGUGGCCAUUAUGAAGACGCUGGAGUCAUCUGUGCACCACCUUUGGUGUUUGAGGUAGUCGGAAGAGACUUUGUUAUAGGGAUCACAGAGAAACCUCUGACAACUACAAGACCAACUACAACCACAACACCAGCGGAUGGUACCAUCAGGCUCAUUGGGGGCCUGAACCGCUGCGAGGGCCGUGUGGAGAUAUUCCUGAGAGGAGAGUGGGGAACCGUGUGCGAUGACGCUUGGGAUCUGGCGGAUGGGAAGGUGGUGUGCAGGCAGAUGGGCUGCGGGCUGCCUAGAGCCGUCCAGGUGAUGGCCUACUUCGGUCCCGGCAGUGGCACAAUCCAGAUGGACAAUCUGAAGUGCACAGGCACAGAAACUGCUCUCACUCGGUGCUCUCACAUAGCGUGGAACGUCCACAACUGUGACCAUUCAGAGGAUGCCAGUGUCACUUGUACACUCUAAUGACUCCACCCACCACAUGCCACGCCCACCUCAAGCCACACCCACCACCCCGGUCCAGUGAUUGCAGUGGGGGCGAAAGAGUUUCCAGGACUUGUAUAAAUUUUGUACAUAACACCUCACGCCAACCCUGACGAGGAGAUUUUAAAGAUGAAAUAGUUAUUGGGUGUGAAACAAGAACAAAUAAAUUAUGCUAAUACUGUUAUAUAAAUAACUGUAAUAAAUAUUAUGAAUGAAAAUUCUAAUUAUGCACUUUAUAAACUAUAAGAAUGUGUACACAUAGGUGAAUAAAUAUGCUGAACAUAUUUUAAUCUAUUGAUAUACAGUGAAACCAAAGUUUUAGACACUUUUUAGCCUGUCAUUUUGAUUGCAAGCACCAAAUUUAUUAUGGCAUAAAAAAAAUAUGUACUGUACUUCUAGUACAUUUCCGAUUAUAUAU
Messenger RNA from Cyprinus carpio (common carp), 2191 nucleotides. It is a transcript of the gene ssc4d, whose product is annotated as scavenger receptor cysteine rich family member with 4 domains. Gene Ontology annotation, cellular component: membrane. Lineage: Eukaryota; Metazoa; Chordata; Actinopteri; Cypriniformes; Cyprinidae. The record is from RefSeq and is a predicted model, not a curated record.